Cryphonectria parasitica EP155 is the source of this 5168-nucleotide messenger RNA. Its product is annotated as family 1 glycosyltransferase. Bases 1 to 4665 code for a protein of 1554 amino acids. The record is from RefSeq and is a predicted model, not a curated record. The transcript is spliced from 6 exons. Gene Ontology annotation, biological process: carbohydrate metabolic process. NCBI's taxonomy places the organism in Eukaryota, Fungi, Ascomycota, Sordariomycetes, Diaporthales, Cryphonectriaceae. Gene Ontology annotation, molecular function: hexosyltransferase activity; UDP-glycosyltransferase activity.
AUGGAGCCUCAACAACAGCCUCAGUCUCCUACCUCUGCUCCUCCUCAGCCCUCUGCCUCCUCGCAACCAGAACCUCGGAGGAGCACACAUCGUCAGCAACGAGGCCCUGUUUUAUCCAUCUCUUCACAGCCCUCGUUGCCGCAAUCACCUACAAUCACCUUGUCUCCGAUCAGCCCGUCACCUAGCGAUCCCCGACGUCGAACCCUCCACCGCAAACUACAGAAGCGACAUCCUCCCCAUUCUCACACGAUGGACUUCCCAGACCAGCUGAGGCGGAAAGAGGAGGAUGACGAGCAGGAGGAGGAUGUGUUACCAGUUGGACUCGGGGGCAACCGCCCGUUCGUCAACUUGAAUCAAAGCAUAUUUGGUCUCAUCGCUGCUGCCGGGCCCAAGGUCGACUUCCACAACCGCUUCGAGGGCCACAGCAGCGAAGAGGAGGAUGCAGACGAUUCCCGUGACGACGAAUCAGGUCGUGAGGAGCACACCAGGCAUGAUGCGCUGGCAAAUCCAAUGUCACAGACCACCGUUCUGACGAAACCGGGAUCCAAGAGUCGAAGGAGCCACAGGAGGAGGUUCAGCGGAGACAAACUUAUGAGGUCAGUCCCGUUAUUAUCGAGGCUGUCGUCCAAGAGCCGGUCCAAAAAAGACGAGAAGAAGCCGGUUACACAGAUACAGGAAGAGUCAGAGCCAGAAUCUGCCGUGGACGAGGCUCUAGUAUUAUCAAGCACACAUGAUGGGAAUCGCCUUGCGCCAGUGAUGAGCCGCAUGCUGGAAGCCCGCGCAGAAGUAGCAGCACGGCCGAGUUCGGAUCUCGAGCGAGGAUCGAUGGAUGUGAGGCCCGCGACCCCCGAUUUGACAGGGACAGGACCCACGGAGCUCUCGAAACGGCUGCAGGGCAUCUUUGAGCUUGACGAACCCGAGGAGCUUAUAGCAGAGUAUCCUUGCUGGCUGCUUCAGGGCGUGCUCCUCCAGGGCUACAUCUACAUCACAUCCAAGCACAUCUGCUUCUACGCUUACCUUCCCAAGAAGGCGCAUGAAGUCACCAAGUCUGGCCACCUCUCCAAGUCGGGCAAGCGGAAUCCAAAAUACAACCGAUAUUGGUUCCGACUCAAAGGCGAUGUCUUCUCCUACUACCGCGACUCGUCUAACCUCUACUUCCCCCACGGCCAAAUCGAUCUUCGCUAUGGCAUCUCCGCCUCCGUGACGGACAAGGACAAGGAUGGCGUCAACUUUACCUUGGAAACAGACCACCGCACAUAUUACUUCCGGGCCGACAGUGCGCAGAGCGCCAAGGAAUGGGUCAAGUGUCUACAGCGCGUCAUUUUCCGGAGUCAUAAUGACGGCGAUAGCGUCAAGAUCAGCCUGCCGAUUCAAAACGUGAUUGACAUCGAGGAGACACAGAUGCUUGAGUUUGCCGAAACCUGCAAGAUACGCGUCAUUGACAAUGACGAGACGUAUGCUAUCGACGAAUACUUCUUCUCGUUCUUCAGCUUAGGGCAGGAAGCCAUCGGCGUCCUCAAGAUUCUCAUCGAGGAUGCCGCAGUAACUCCCAGUGACUCCAAAGGAGACUCCAAACGCAGCUCUUAUAUCGGCAACAGACCCGGGCUUUCCGCCCCCGCCGAGAUACGCACUGGCAAAUUACGUGACAAUGUGAGGGCCACACUCUCACCACACAGCCCCCGGUCACCCACAGGUCCAUCUCCUCGUGGGAGCGGAGAAUACCCCAGGAGCAGCUUCGACGCGAUACGGCAAUUCACACGCAGGAGUACAGAUAUCCCCCGUGGCGAUGCCUCGCCUCGGCGCAGCUUCAGCCGAGAUCGAGAACGCUCCCUGAGCCGACAACGUCGUAGCGGUAAGCGUCUAGAGUCAGCAGACUCGUAUGCUGAGUCCACGGAAGACCCCAGUAUCGUGAGCUUCUCAGCCAUGACGACUUCUGGCGAACUGGAUCAGUCCGCCAGCCAGAUACUCCGAGGUAGUGAUGUUUUCCAUAGCCCCACCGUACAGAGGUCCAGUUCAGCGAAAGGACGGGAACACCAGCCGCGAAGCCCAAAACAUCACCUCUCUGCUGGCAACCUGGAUCAGUUCCAACCGCACCAUGCGGCGACGACGGGACACGUCCCUGACCCAGCAUCAGGGGAGAAGUUUGAGGGCCCAGCCGCAACACUGGAGACCAUCACGAAGAUUGGAACGUAUCCCCUGCAGCGAGUAGGUGCUUUCGCGGAGUACCUGACCCGCCACUCCAAGAAGAUGAGCGGUAUGCUUGCCACAGAAUCGAUGGGCUACGCCGGCAAGGUGUCGGGCAUGUGGAAAGGCGGCCAGAAGCACUACGAUGAGCAUGCAGCUCUCAAGACUGGUGAAGAGCCCGAUGAUGAGGAGCAAGACAGGAUCGCAGAGGAUCGCUUCCAGAUACACUUCGCCCUGCCCAGGAGCGAGAGGCUGCGGGCCACCUACUUCGGAUACUUCAUGCGCGUCCUUCCCCUUUACGGCAAGGUCUACCUCAGCGACCGGACACUGUGUUUUCGAAGCCUCAUGCCCGGCACGCGCACAAAGCUUAUUCUACCGAUCCGAGAUAUCGAGAACGUGACCAAAUCCAGUGGUUUCCGACUGGGCUAUGCUGGUCUGGUAGUUGUGAUCCGCGGGCACGAGGAGUUAUUCUUCGAGUUUGGCGACUCAGCCCUUCGCGACGACCUGACUGCCUUCCUACACAAAGGCAUAGAAGCUUCGAAAUUCCUGCGCGACUCUGGCGAGCUGGAUGUGGAGGCGAGAGAGGAGGCGGAGAAGGCCGUAGCCGAGCAGAAAGCUCUCGAGGAGGCCCGACACGACGAGUUUCCGGAACAUGAACUGACACUUCCACGACACGCCUCCACCGGAUCUGAUGGACCUACUAUCAUCUUCGAUGACCCCAAGGCGUCCUUUGUCAACUUCAAGCCAGAAAAGGCCCUUCGAGUCACCUGUCUGACUAUUGGUUCGCGUGGUGACGUGCAGCCUUACAUUGCACUUUGCAAGGGGCUGCUUGCCGAAGGUCACAAGCCAAAAAUUGCCACCCAUCUUGAAUUCAAGGGCUGGAUUGAGAAGCACGGCAUUGAGUUUGCACCUGUCGAGGGGGAUCCCGGCGAGCUGAUGCGGCUCUGCAUCGAGAAUGGCACCUUCACAGUCUCGUUUCUGCAAAAGGCAAACUCAACUAUGCGAAGUUGGCUCGACGGCCUUCUCAGCAGCAGCUGGCUGGCGUGUAGAGGGUCUGACGUGCUCAUCGAGAGCCCCUCUGCGAUGGGAGGCAUCCAUAUCGCGGAGAAGCUCUGCAUUCCCUACUUCCGUGCCUUUGGCAUGCCAUGGACAAGGACCAGAGCCUAUCCGCACGCCUUCAUGAUGCCAGAACGCAAAAUGGGCGGCGCGUACAAUCUCAUCACGUACGUCCUUUUUGAUGCUGUAUUCUGGAAGGCGACGGCCCACCAGAUCAAUAAAUGGCGAAAUAAGACCCUCGGCCUGCCAAGCACCAGUCUUGAGAAGCUGCAGCCAAACAAGGUGCCUUUUAUCUACAACUUCUCUCCACAGGUUGUCCCUCCUCCGAUGGACUACAGUGACUGGAUCCGCGUCACUGGGUACUGGUUCCUCGACGAAGGCGGCAAGGACUGGACGCCGCCUGCAGAUCUUGUCGCCUUCAUCGACAAGGCUCGCAAGGAUGGCAAGAAGCUGGUGUAUAUUGGCUUCGGCAGUAUUAUCCUCGACAACCCAGCCAAAUUCACGCGCGAGAUCAUCGAUGCUGUUGUUAAGGCCGAUGUAAGGUGUAUCCUCAGCAAGGGCUGGAGUGACCGGCUGGAUCCCAAGGCGGAGGGAGCUGCCUCCGGAGAGCAGUCUGGCCACACGACUAGCGAUGGCAACCCCACCGCCCACGGCACGACAGAGAUCCCUCUCCCGCCUGAGAUCCUCGCCAUCAAGUCAGCUCCCCAUGACUGGCUGUUCAACCAAAUUGACGCCGCAGCGCACCAUGGUGGAUCAGGUACGACGGGCGCCAGCUUGCGUGCCGGCAUACCCACCAUCAUUCGACCUUUCUUUGGCGAUCAGUUCUUCUUUGGAGGACGUGUCGAGGAUCUUGGUGUGGGCAUUCUGCUGAAGAAGUGGGGCGUCAACUCAUUUGCACGGGCACUGUGGGAAGCGACUCAUUCCGAGAGGAUGAUCGUCAAGGCGAGGGUGUUGGGGGAGAAUAUCCGCAAGGAGAAUGGCGUCGACACGGCAAUCCAAUGCAUCUACCGCGACAUGGAAUACGCCAAAUCUCUCAUCGAAAAGAAGGCAGGAAAGAACGCCGCCGCCGCAGGGCAUACGAGCAACUAUGGCUCCGAUACUGUGGAUGAUGACGCCGAGGAGGAAAGCUGGACGUUUGUAGGGGAAGACGGUCCGGACGAGGACGAGGACGUGGACAUCGACAUCGCGCUCCAACGGAGCUCUUUCUUCACAUCAGGCAGCGAGGCCGCCAGUCCUCCCAGCGCACAUCAGAGGGCGGCCGUGCCCAGCAACAGCGUGCUCUGGACGACUGCAGGUACGACUGCGCCGGCUGGACAGCGAAGCCCGCUGCGGCAGGCGAGCAGCAGCGGCUCUGGUUCUAGACGGCGCAAGGAUAAAGUCUCGCCGAAAGAUACUCGCGAUCAUGCGGAGAAGCGGGGCCGGUAGGUGGUGGCUCCGCUGGCAAUGUGUGUCGCACGAAUCGAGGACGAAUCUUUUGGGGCGUUUCUUCGAGGGGUAGGGUGAUAAUUAUUGGAAUGGAUGUUUCGUCACGCGGAGUCAAGUGAGACUUGUGUGUUGAGGCGAGGAUACACAAUACCUACCAAGCAUGAGGAAUGUCUCGGUGUUACUGUGGAAGUGUUCUGUCUUUGGGUAUCUGAAUGGGUAUAUGGGUACUGAAGAGUUCUUCGUCUGCAAGACAAGCUUGCCCAAUAUCCGAGGCGCUGCAUGGGACUUGUUUGUUUUCCUUUUGGGCAUUUCCUACGAAGAGAAAGAUUGACCUGCUUGUCUAUUCUCAGAAGACAAGCAUUACAGAAUGACAGGAUACAAUACAAGAUAGCCUGGAGUUUGGAGACGGGACGGACUGGAUACUUAAUCAAUAGACAUGUCAUGAUACAGGUCAAGGGUCACAGUAUAGGAGGGAAAGAGAACGAGAACAGAGAUGCAAUGAC